AUGGCGGCGAGCUUGGAGUUGCGGGCGGCGUUAGAGCAGAGGCUCGGCGCCCUCGCCAUCCGCACAGAGGUGGUGGAGCAUCCAGAGGUGUUUACAGUUGAAGAAAUGAUGCCUCAUAUUCAACAUAUGAAAGGAGCACAUAGUAAGAACUUAUUUCUUAAAGACAAAAAGAAGAAAAAUUAUUGGCUGGUGACAGUUCUUCAUGAUAGACAAGUUAAUUUAAAUGAUCUUGGCAAGCAGUUAGGAGUUGGGAGUGGAAAUCUUCGAUUUGCCGAUGAAACAGCCAUGCUAGAAAAACUGAAAGUUGGUCAAGGCUGUGCCACGCCUUUGGCACUCUUCUGUGAUGAUGGAGAGGUUAAGUUUGUUUUGGAUUCAGCUUUUCUGGAAGGUGGACAUGAAAAAGUGUACUUUCACCCAAUGACUAAUGCUGCAACCAUGGGAUUGAGUCCCGAAGACUUUCUUGUAUUUGUGAAGGAUACAGGACAUGACCCCAUAAUUCUAAACUUUGACUGAAAAGUGACUGCCGGGCGUGGUGGGAGAUGACUUUCGUCUAUCACUGUAGGCAGAGCGGACUGACCUGAGUUCUAGGCCAACCAAGGACUACAUAGUUAAACAAAAGCUACUUGGGCUAAUGCUCAUAAUUAAAAACAUUUCUGAUAGCUGUUUUUAUUGUGUCUUUUAUUUGGAGACUAUGGUUCAUCUUAAAGACUUUUGUAUGAGCAUUCUGU
This is a messenger RNA of Acomys russatus (golden spiny mouse), 728 nucleotides long. Its product is annotated as prolyl-tRNA synthetase associated domain-containing protein 1. Gene Ontology annotation, molecular function: aminoacyl-tRNA deacylase activity. The coding region runs from base 1 to 513 and encodes 170 amino acids. The record is from RefSeq and is a predicted model, not a curated record. The transcript has 2 exons. NCBI's taxonomy places the organism in Eukaryota, Metazoa, Chordata, Mammalia, Rodentia, Muridae.